Cuculus canorus (common cuckoo) is the source of this 2976-nucleotide messenger RNA. RefSeq names its product 3-hydroxybutyrate dehydrogenase 2 (gene BDH2). The record is from RefSeq and is a predicted model, not a curated record. The transcript is spliced from 10 exons. Gene Ontology annotation, cellular component: cytoplasm. Gene Ontology annotation, molecular function: 3-hydroxybutyrate dehydrogenase activity. The coding region runs from base 124 to 885 and encodes 253 amino acids. Gene Ontology annotation, biological process: siderophore biosynthetic process. Lineage: Eukaryota; Metazoa; Chordata; Aves; Cuculiformes; Cuculidae.
ACAAUAUUUAUUUUUAAAUGCUUCAUAGAGUCGUUCUGGCAAAUGUUCAAAAAAAUUAAUAAUUAGGUGAUUUGGGGAAGUACUUGGACUGAUCAGGAUUUUUUUUCCCCGCUGAAAAGGUGUAUGCGACAACAAACAGUCAGCAGUAUGGGCCGGCUUGAUGGGAAGGUCAUAUUGCUGUCUGCCGCAGCACAGGGGAUUGGACGAGCGGCUGCUAUAGCUUUUGCUAAAGAAGGAGCCAAAGUCAUUGCUACAGACAUCAAUGAGUCUAAGCUGCAAGAACUGGAGAAAUACCCAGGCAUUCAAAUACGGGUUCUGGAUGUCACCAAAAAGGAGCAGAUAGAAAAUCUGGCCAAGGAGAUUGAAAGGAUUGACGUCCUCUGUAACAUUGCAGGGUUUGUUCAUCAUGGAACCAUUCUGGACUGUGAAGAGCAAGACUGGAACUUCACUAUGAACCUCAAUGUUCGCAGCAUGUAUCUAAUGAUCAAGACGUUCCUUCCAAAGAUGCUUAAAGAGAAAUCUGGAAAUAUUAUAAACAUGUCUUCUGUGGCAUCCAGUAUUAAAGGAGUUGUGAACAGAUGUGUCUAUAGUACUUCAAAGGCAGCAGUUAUUGGUCUAACGAAGUCUGUGGCUGCUGAUUUCAUUGAACAAGGCAUUAGAUGCAACUGCGUAUGUCCUGGAACUGUUGACACACCGUCUUUACAGGGAAGAAUCCAAGCCCAGCCUAACCCAGAACAGGCAUUGAAGGACUUCCUAGCCAGACAGAAGACUGGUAGGAUGGCUACUGCUGAAGAAGUGGCCAACCUCUUUGUGUACUUGGCCUCUGAUGAAUCUGCCUACAUGACUGGUAAUAAACUAAUCAUCGAUGGAGGAUGGAGCUUGUGAUUGACCCUACCUGCAAAUGGAAAUUCAUGCUAUGAAAGGCAAAAAGUGAGAAUUAUGUUUCUCAGUUGAGAUAGCUUGCAGAGCUUUAGAUCACUCAUAUGAUAUCUCUCAGAACAAAUUUGGUGCAUUUUUACUGCUAUACAAUCUCUUUCUAGAUUGUUCUUACUGAUUCACUUUUUCCUGAACAGUGAAAGACUGGAGUAAAACGUACUUUGUGUGUCUGUAUUUUAUGAUAAAUCAAAAGCAUGAAAAAAUAGGAAUUUAACAUUUAAGAGGGUAAAGAAUAUUAUAUAAAGUACAAAAUCUUAGUGAAAAGAAUUAAAUACUAACUUUAUUCUCAUCCUGCAAAGUGUUUGGAAUUUAAAUAUUCACAAUUGGGUUUCCUACUGGCAUUGACAGACUAUCCAGGGAAAAUGGAGCGACUGCUUUUAAAUCAGACAAACAGAUCGUGAACAAAGUGCAGUUUAAACAGAACAAAGGAGAAAUAAUAGCAGAUUUGAACUUUUGAAUCAUUUUGUUAUUGGUAAUAGAUGUUUCCACGUUAGAAAAAAUAGUAGUUGUAAAGUGUACUUGAAAGCACAUUCUGCUUCACAAAUUACUUCUUGCUUUCUACUAUCAUUAGCCAAUUGCUUUAGAACUGUAGUAGCUGUAGAAAAAACAGUCUGAAUUAAUGAAAAGAAUACAUCCCAGUCCUGACAAUGCUUACAGAUCCAAAGGGGCAGUCGGUGCACGACAGUCAAACAUGCUCUAGAUACAUAGUGUAUGGGCAUAUGAAACAUCCUGCACAUCUAGUGAAAAAUCAGUGUAUGAGCACAGGUGGGGUGUGCAACAGCAAUGUCCAUCUUCCAAAACUCGGGCAAGUUAGGCUGUCGGAAUCUGGAGAAGCAGUAGAUCAUAACCCAAAAGGUAGGGCAAUAGAUAGGAGCCAGUUGGACUGGCCACUUUUUGGAGUUCAAAAGGUUCCUUUGUUUAAAUACAUAACGGUUAUAGGCACUGUCUUCAUGAAGCAGAAAUGUGGUAGAGGCACUUGCUCUAAUGGUUAAGACUAAAGCUUACAGCAUGUACAGAACACAGACAAUCACAUAUACUUUUACAAUAAAUCUGUUAGAAAAUGAGUAUGUUAACUUGUAGAGAAGUGGUCCUAGUGGGAGAAAUAGAGGCCAGGACUGUUUCAAUGGUAUAGAUUGCUCCUAAAAUAGUCUUGGAAGUCUUAUUACCAUAUUUAUUUUCUUUUCCUUCCAUGUACAGAAGGUAUUAUGCAUGGGCAUCACUCUGGUAGGUAUGGAUGGGGGUAGAUAUGGGAGAAAUAUUCUUAAAUACACCAGUGUAUCCCCAUGAAUACACUUGACUUCCAACACACAAACAAAAGGAGUGGAUUUUGCCACUGUAGAUAGAGCUGAUACAUUCCUCUUCAAAAGGAUGUGCUAAUAUUGGACAAAAAUUGUCACAUCUGUACGCCAGGUGCCAGGUUUUGAUUCUCAAGUACAAAUACCGUUCAUGCUAAAGCACAAGGCUGAGUUUCUUUGAAAAGGGCUGUCUCUACAAGAGUUUGUGUUGAUGUUUUAUUCUGAUAGCACGUGGUAGCUUUAAGAAUCAAAAAUAUGUUAUUACAAGGUCUUGUACUCUGAAAAAAAAACAUAGAUCCUGACCCAGACAGAUAAGGCAAUGAAUAACCUGAAUCCCAAAACUAUUUUUUUGCUAACAUACAGCUAAAAUUGACAUGAGUGACAUGGCCUGACUGCCUAUAAAUAUGGUUACCGUAAAAAAGCCUGCACACAGCUCCAUGUAACUAGUUUGUGAAUGAAGCUGUAUGCAAUUUCAUAUAUAUUCAUAUAUUUUAAAUAGAUAUAUAUGAGGGGGAAGGAAUGAAAGAAUAAACACUACUGUGUAUAAAUUGAUCAGUAAUCAAAGCACAGGGGAAAAUGUACAAUAUUUUAUGUGUGUUUCUGUAGUAACUGCCAUGUUUUUUAAAUUAUGGUUUAAGGGUUUCAAUACUAACUGAAACAUUGAUAUAAAUUAUUUGAUGUCAAAGAUAAUUCUAGUUAAAAUUGGGCUUAUUAUUUGUAAAAGUUACAUUUACAAUUUUAAAAU